Molecule: messenger RNA, 1627 nt
Organism: Amaranthus tricolor (Joseph's coat)
Lineage: Eukaryota; Viridiplantae; Streptophyta; Magnoliopsida; Caryophyllales; Amaranthaceae
Product: enoyl-[acyl-carrier-protein] reductase [NADH] 2, chloroplastic-like
Exons: 13
Coding region: 211-1386 (391 amino acids)
Biological process (GO): fatty acid biosynthetic process
Molecular function (GO): enoyl-[acyl-carrier-protein] reductase (NADH) activity
Source: RefSeq, a predicted model, not a curated record
ACAAACAUAGUAAUUAACAACUCAAAUACCAACUUUCCAUCUAACCCAAAGUGUCCCCAUUAAAACCCCAUCAAACUCUUCUCUGCUCAAAACCCUUGCAAAUAAACUAUUGGGACUUCGAUUUCAUCGAAAUCCCAUUUUCAUUACUCCAAAAUUAUUACAUUGGCUUCUAGAAUUAUAUUUGGCUUUACUAGUGUAAGUAUAUUGAAAAUGGCGGCCUCAACACCAUCAGGGUUGCAGAUUGCUUUUGCACGGCCAUGUGUUUCAGCUUCCCGCCGUGUUAUUGGAACUCAUGCAGCUUUUUUCAACACUGAUUCUAAGCGAGCAUCUUGGUCAAAGCUUGCUAGUGCUUGUAAUGUAUCAUCAAUAUUGCCAUUCCACCGCAAAUUCUCGUCUUAUUCGAUUAAAUCAGAAAAGGGAGUGAUCAAGGCAAUGGCAGAAGCUAGUAACAAGGCUGUAGGAGGAUUACCUAUUGACUUACGAGGUAAGAGGGCAUUUAUUGCCGGUGUAGCUGAUGACAAUGGAUAUGGUUGGGCAAUCGCAAAAUCUCUGGCUGCAGCUGGUGCUGAGAUUCUUGUUGGCACUUGGGUCCCUGCACUGAAUAUUUUUGAAACAAGUCUAAGACGUGGAAAAUUCGACGAAUCACGAGUGUUGCCUGAUGGUUCAUUGAUGGAGAUCACCAAGGUUUAUCCCCUAGAUGCUGUUUUUGAUAGUCCCGAGGAUGUUCCCGAAGAUGUAAAAUCAAACAAGCGUUAUGCAGGAUCAAGCAAUUGGACUGUUAAGGAAGUUGCUGAAUCAGUUAAACAAGAUUUUGGUACCAUUGACAUCCUUGUUCAUUCGCUUGCAAACGGACCAGAGGUCACUAAACCUCUAUUAGAAACUUCGAGAAACGGGUACCUUGCUGCAUUAUCCGCUUCAAGUUACUCUUAUGUUUCAUUACUGAAACAUUUCCUUCCUAUAAUGAAUCCAGGUGGUUCAUCUGUGUCACUAACCUACAUUGCUUCUGAGAGGAUAAUUCCCGGUUAUGGUGGAGGCAUGAGCUCUGCAAAAGCUGCUUUAGAGAGUGAUACGCGGGUAAUGGCCUUUGAAGCAGGGAGAAAACGAAGGGUUAGAGUAAACACAAUAUCAGCCGGUCCACUUCGGAGCCGUGCUGCAAAAGCCAUUGGAUUUAUUGACAUGAUGAUCGACUAUUCUAUAGCGAAUGCUCCAUUGCAAAAAGAACUAUCUGCAGAUGAAGUUGGAAACGCUGCUGCUUUCCUUGCGUCCCCUUUGGCCUCUGCCAUAACCGGUGCUGUUAUAUAUGUCGACAAUGGUCUAAAUGCAAUGGGAGUAGGCGUAGAUAGUCCAGUUUUCGAGAAUCUUGACAUCCCGAAAGAUCAGCUCUAAGAUUUAGUGAGCCCGACCUCGAUUUUGCGUUGUGAUGACCGGGAUCUACAUUCAAUAGUUCAUGAGUUGAGGAAUGUUGGCUCGAGUAAGAAACCAUAUGUAUUGUACUUUAAUAAUUUAUAUUUAUGAAUUAGUCAUGUGUGGUUAGGUAGUUCCUAUAAUCCCCAACUUGGAAAUCCAUAUUUCUUGUACUUUUUAAGUUGUAUUUGAAUAAUCUAUGUUACAAAUAGUUUGUUAUUGA